AUUGUGCGAGCCGGAGGUCGGACUGCAAUGGCGGCGGAGACAAUGAAGCUGAGUGGGAACCGCGCGCCUCCCAACGACGCCAGCAGACCGUCCAGCUACAGGGACUGCGUGUGUGCGGUCCUGGCGUUGGCCGGCUUCGGGAGAGAGCUCAAACUAAGUGAUGCUGCUCUGAGAAUAGAAGUCAGCAUUGAUGCUGUGGAUCUACCGUUAUCUCCGGAUACUCGCUUGUACGACUGUCUGCAGCAGCACGUCACUCAAUUACAGGCCGUAUCAGAAAGCUUAAAGACACUGGUGGAGGCUCACCGUGAUGCGUCAUCUACAAAAGACGACGCAUCGGUCGUUGCCGUCGCCUCGUUGUCACAGACGACGGCGCUGCCCGAGUAUUAUCCUUCCAGCCCGGAGGAUGCCGAAAGCAAGACGACGACGGCCGAUGAUGUCAUGGUUCAGAUAAGAGCCAGGAAGUCAGAGAUUGAGCGAAGAAUAUCUGCAUUUAUGGAACGCAAGCAAAUGGAGAUCAAUGAAAACAAUGUACGCGAAUUUUGCAACGUGAUCGACUGCAAUCAGGUUGAAAACAGCUGUGCCAGAACAGAAGCGGUUUUCACUCCGUAUCCAGGUUUGAAAAGCCACGUGAAAGUUACCCGGGUUGUGAACACUUACGGGCCCCAGACGCGGAGCGGGGGAGGCCAACAAGGAGAGGCCGGGGAGCAGCAGAGGGGGCCGAUGGCGACAGACUGUGGAAACGCCGCCAUUGAAGAACGACUUCACAACAUCGAGAAUCACCUGAAACUCCCGACAGCCGGCCCAGUUCCACUGAGCGUCUACCAGAGACUGAAGAAGCUGGAGGAUCGUAUCCUGGAGUUAGAGGGACUCUCACCAGAGUACUUCCAGUCCACGGCUCACCUCCACAAACGACUAAAGACGUCUCCCGCUCAGGCCUGCAGUCUCACGGAGCUGGAUGAGAAGAUCAGCGCGGUGAAAGCAGCACUGCUGAAGAGGGUGAAUGAAUUCGGGCCGGGAUACGGAACAGAGUGCCCGUUGUAAAAAUAACAACAACAACAACGACAAGGUUUAUUUAUGCAUUGUUGAUUUUCACAAAACAUUUCAUAUAAGCUUCUUUUUUUUUUAAUGGGGAUAAAAACUGUAUUCCUCUAGUUUUGUAGUUGACCAAGAUGUAAUUGUUACUUUAAAUAAAUAAAAAAAUAAUGUUUCCUUGGAAAA
Molecule: messenger RNA, 1218 nt
Organism: Cyclopterus lumpus (lumpfish)
Lineage: Eukaryota; Metazoa; Chordata; Actinopteri; Perciformes; Cyclopteridae
Gene: mbip
Product: MAP3K12 binding inhibitory protein 1
Source: RefSeq, a predicted model, not a curated record